AUGUCGAUCUCAAACGACGCAGGUCACUUCUUCCAAUCCUCCGCUGCCCUCGCCACCACCGAGCGCAAAGCAGCGAAAGCGAAGAACAAAUAUGGUGACCCCAUCAAAUUCCCAUCAAAGAUCCUCGCCAUUCUCAUCGACCCCAAUGACAAGGGCGGACUCUACGUUGCUGAAGCGGCCGGCGAAGUGAAGAAAGUGAGGCUGGAUACGCAGAAGGUUGAGAAGGUCUUCAGCGAGGGCACAGCGCCCCUGACUUCUUUAGCGAUAUGUACGAAGACCAACACGUUGUUCGCCGGAUGCUGGGAUAAGCACAUCUACGCUGUCGACCUCAAAGACCGCAAGAAGAAAGCGAGACGUCUCACAGGCCACACCGACUUCGUCAAGUGCCUCCUCGCCACCUCUCUAAGUGGAAAGCCAGUCCUCCUCUCCGGCGGUGCAGACGCUGCGACCAUUGUCUGGGACAUCGAGACCGGCACCCAACUGCAUAAACUAAAAGGCCAUACCAAAGCUCUGCAAGAUCUGGCGAUUGAUCCUUUUAGCCUGCUUGACUUUGCGACCGAGCCAUUGGACGAUUUCGUCCUUUUCUCCGCGAGCAGUGAUCCGCAUUUCCGCCGCUGGCACAUUUCCCUCAAAAGCUGCCGGGAGUUGGCUGAGUCGGAGGACGCACCGGUGCAAGCGCACGAUACGAGCAUCUACAAAUUACACUUCGAUACGUCCGGCGAUAUCUGGACUGCUUCCGCCGAUAAGACGGCCAAACAUCUCGUUCGCGAUCGCGGCUGGGAGGCAGAUACUACCCUCCAACACCCAGACUUCGUGCGAGAUGUCGUGGUGGUGGAACGUGCCGGUGUCGUCGUCACGGCUUGCAGAGACGAGAUUGUCCGGGUGUGGGAUGUGGCGACCGGCAAGCUGGUGUGUACGUAUGAAGGGCACUUUGAAGAGGUCACGGGGUUGGCGGUCUGGGAGUCGGAGGUGUUGAGUGGGAGCAUCGAUGGGACGGUGAGAAAAUGGGGGCUGAGGAAGCAGGAGAUGGCUAAGUAUCUUGAGGAGGUCGAGAAGGAGAAAGGAGGAGAGGCGGUGGAAGAGAAGAAGGGUGAUAAGAGUGGUAGUGUGCUGACUGCGGAAGAGGAGGCCGAGCUUGCGGAGUUGAUGGACGAUGAUUGA
Messenger RNA from Saxophila tyrrhenica, 1161 nucleotides. RefSeq lists its product as uncharacterized. Lineage: Eukaryota; Fungi; Ascomycota; Dothideomycetes; Mycosphaerellales; Extremaceae. The record is from RefSeq and is a predicted model, not a curated record. The coding region runs from base 1 to 1161 and encodes 386 amino acids. The transcript has 2 exons. Gene Ontology annotation, molecular function: protein binding.